Molecule: messenger RNA, 2060 nt
Organism: Schizophyllum commune H4-8
Lineage: Eukaryota; Fungi; Basidiomycota; Agaricomycetes; Agaricales; Schizophyllaceae
Product: Indoleamine 2,3-dioxygenase
Exons: 2
Coding region: 386-1822 (478 amino acids)
Biological process (GO): 'de novo' NAD+ biosynthetic process from L-tryptophan
Cellular component (GO): cytoplasm
Molecular function (GO): indoleamine 2,3-dioxygenase activity; metal ion binding; heme binding
Source: RefSeq, a predicted model, not a curated record
UCUGAAGUUCAUCUACAACGUCCAGCUCGCGCUGAAAGUACCCUUUCGAUGCGUAGUCCAGAUGCGUCGUCCUGUGUAACUGUGUUCGGACUUUCCUGCCCAGUCCUCCAUGCGGAACGCGGAGGGAUCGACGGAUCUUGGCGCAUGACAUGACAUGCAUUUGUCGCCAUCGCUUUCCACAGGAGUCCGCCGGGCCUGGGCCGAGCUCAGCAUUUUACUCAGCCUCCGAGGCUCCUUCCUAAAGCCCAGCUAACGCUGAACUUCCAUCUCCACGCCGCCCCCUCGGGGAACACCAUCUACAGUCAGCAUCCGUACGCCUCCGACGGUUUACAAAGGCGCAGGACGCACAUCUCUACACACUAUCCCGACGUCCACCACCCCGAUCAUGGAUCCCCUGCUAGAUCUCCCCGAUGCCUUGAAGGCGCAGCUCCCGCCGGACCACUUCCUCGCGCAGCCGCGUCCGGACGCGAACGCAGGCGUCCCCGAUGGCGCGGUCGACACCACUACGCUCGCGGCGCACGACUUCGAUGUCGACAACCGGACGGGCUUCAUGCCUCCGCAACCUCCUCUAACGCGUCUUCCGGCGGCGUACGAGCCAUGGGAGGUGGUCCUGGAUGAUGCGAUCGCCCAGCGCUUACAAGUCGGUGAUAAGCCGGGACUUCAUUCAGCUGAGGCGGCCAAGUCGGCGACAUGGCGUGCGAGGGUAGACGAGAUGCCUUUGCUCCCCACCGAAACCCUCCGAUCAUCUGAACGCGUCUUGCGGCGCGCGCAUCAAGUCCUCGCAUGGAUCCUGCACUUCUACGUCCAUACCCUACCUUCAGAUGCCUCGUCGAUCACUAUCCCCGAGCCCCUCAGCCUGCCUCUCCUCCGCGUAUCUGCCGCCCUCCAGCUUCCCCCGGUGCUCACCUAUUCCGACACCGUGCUCUACAACUGGGCCCCCAAGGAUGACUCGCGCCCAUCUCCCGCCGCGGAUAACCUGCGCAGCAACCUCCUCUUCACGGGCACGCGCGACGAGGAGGAGUUCUACCUUACCUCCGCGCGCAUGGAGCUCUGCGGCGUCGAGGCGCUCGAGUUGAUGCGUUGCACGCUCGACGAGGCGUUCGUGGGCGACGAUCUCGCCCUGAAGCGCAUCGCCUCGUACCUCUGCCGCCUCGCCAUCGUGAUCAAGCAGUUGCAGACCACGCUCGUCUCCGUCCGCGAGGGCUGCGACCCCGCCGUCUUCUUCAACGACGCGCGCCCCUGGAUGCGCGGCGCGGACUCGGGGCCUAACAAGCGCCCCUGGGUCUUCGCCGGUCUCGACAGUGCACCCGACCUCGCGCCGCCCACCGAGCUCUCUGGGCCCUCCGCCGGGCAGAGCGCGCUCAUCCACGCGCUCGACGUCUUCCUCGGCCUCGCGCGCGAAACGCACGACGCGGGCGCGGAGGCCGCCGCCGCGGAGGGCCGCGCCGCCUUCCUCCGCCGCAUGCAGCGCUACAUGCCUCGGCACCACCGGCGCUUCCUCGACCACCUCGCCGCGGGGCCGCGGCCGCUCCGGGCGCUGGUGCUCAGGGCGGGGAGUGAGGAGCUGACGGGGGCGUACAACGAUGCGGUGCGCGCGAUGAAGGAGUUGAGGGAUGCGCAUAUGGUGAUUGUGACGCUGUACAUCAUACAGCCGGCGCGGAAGGCGGAGAGGGCGGCGAGAGAGGCGAGGGGUGAGGCUGCAUCCGCGCCGGAGGAGGCAAAGCCAUUGAAGGGCACGGGCGGGACAGAGCUGGCGCAGUUCUUGAAGGGCGUGCGCGACAGGACGGCGCGAGGCCUGCUUCCUGCGCAGGCCACGGAGUAGAGGACCUGCAAGGGACGCAGUAAAAGGAUUGCAAGGGGAAGAAGUGCAAGGAUCUAUUGUUAUGUGAUUAAGGUUAAGUAUACCAGCCCUCGUUCUUGGAUUUUGCUUGUAUCUACGGAUGGGAUUUUCCCACCGUUGCUGUAGAUGUAUACUGCGGAAUAAUUCCGUUUGUAUUGUCCUGCGCUUGUCCGAGACACCCAACGCCAUUGACAUUAUGAGCAGUGACUUGGAAGCCUCG